This is a messenger RNA of Cajanus cajan (pigeon pea), 1564 nucleotides long. It is a transcript of the gene UNE7, whose product is annotated as Core-2/I-branching beta-1,6-N-acetylglucosaminyltransferase family protein. Lineage: Eukaryota; Viridiplantae; Streptophyta; Magnoliopsida; Fabales; Fabaceae. Gene Ontology annotation, molecular function: glucuronosyltransferase activity. Gene Ontology annotation, cellular component: membrane. The record is from RefSeq and is a predicted model, not a curated record.
UGUUCUCACUGGAACCACUUUUUCCUAUCUCAACCGACAAUUCACUGACAAAUGGAGGCUUUGAGUUCAAAGAAAGGAACCCGAAUAUGUGAUGCAAUGUAAACCACACUAUUCCUAGUUUCCAAAUCAUAAUUAUAAUAAUAUCUUCACACCCCAACAUAGGUCCCAACAACAUUAACCUUUCAACAAACUCCUUCCCUUAAGCACUUACCUUCUUCUCAUUUUCUCUCACAAAAUUUUCAUUUUAUGGUCUCUUCACACUUUUCUACCAAAUGGGGCUCAAAAUCUUCAUGGUUUCCUUCAUGGUAACCUCAAUCUUGUUCUUUCUUCUCUUUAUUCCCACAAGAUUGACCAUACAAUUCUCCAGCCUGAGGAAUGUGAGCUACUUGAGUGUUCCCCAAAGCAUCAAGGCUUAUCCAGUUACUUUUGCCUACUUGAUCUCUGCAUCCAAAGGAGAUGUUGGGAGGCUCAAAAGGUUGCUAAAGGUGCUGUAUCAUCCAGGGAACUACUAUCUGAUUCAUGUGGAUUAUGGGGCUCCAGAGGCUGAACAUAGGGAAGUGGCAGAAUUUGUGGCUAGUGAUCCUGUUUUUGGCCAAGUGGGGAAUGUUUGGGUUGUGGGGAAGCCUAAUUUGGUCACAUAUAGAGGACCAACCAUGCUGGCUACCACUCUCCAUGCCAUGGCAAUGCUUCUCAGGACCUGCCAAUGGGAUUGGUUUAUUAAUCUUAGUGCAUCUGAUUAUCCCUUAGUUACACAAGAUGAUAUGAUCCAAGCCUUUUCUGAGUUGCCAAGGAGUAUCAAUUUCAUACAACAUAGCAGCCAAUUGGGUUGGAAAUUGAAUAAGAGAGGGAAGCCAAUAAUCAUAGAUCCAGGACUUUACAGCCUAAAUAAAUCAGAAAUUUGGUGGGUCAUUAAGCAGAGGAGUUUGCCAACAUCUUUUAAGCUAUACACAGGUUCUGCUUGGACAAUACUAUCAAGAUCUUUUGCCGAGUAUUGCAUAAUGGGGUGGGAAAAUUUGCCAAGGACCCUCCUCCUCUACUACACCAACUUUGUGUCAUCCCCAGAAGGAUAUUUCCAAACGGUUAUAUGCAACUCUGAAGACUACAAGAACACCACAGUUAACCAUGAUCUCCACUACAUCACUUGGGACAAUCCUCCAAAACAACACCCUAGGUCUCUAGGACUCAAGGACUACAGGAGAAUGGUUCUUAGUAGCCGUCCAUUUGCCAGAAAAUUCAAGAGAAAUGAUCCAGUUCUUGAUAAAAUUGAUAGAGAGCUUCUGAAGAGGUAUCAUGGCCAAUUUUCUUUUGGGGGGUGGUGCUCUCAAGGUGGAAGGCACAGAACAUGCUCAGGUUUGAGAACUGAGAAUUAUGGAGUUCUCAACCCUGGUCCAUCCUCAAGAAGGCUCAAAAAUCUUCUAACAAAACUUGUCUCUGAUAAAUUUUUUCAUAAACAACAGUGCAGGUAAUAACAACCAUAUCAUUCCCAUUGAAUAUGGUCACUUGUAAAGACUACUCAUGAAAUUUUGGUUAAUAAUAAUAUAAUGGAUCAUUUUUUCUUCUUUAA